AAAUGUAAGCAUUGUGCUUCUUGGUGAUUUUGAAGAAUAUGAAACAGAAUACGAAGUAGCAGAUGAGGAAGUAUUGUCAUCAGUCAGCGAUGAUAAAAAUGUCGUAACAACUUUAAAAGAGGAAGAUGGAAAUGGCAAUAUAACCACGCAAGAAACGGAAAACCAUGCGUUGAUGGUGCUUUGUUUACAUUGUGGCUCUUAUUUUAACCCGAAAUUUGAGCAUAGCCAUAAUACAAGCUCUCCUAUUUUAUCAAUAAAACUAAUCGAAGAGGACUCUUUGAAUAGAAACUUGAAUAUCGAUUAUUCAGAAAAUAAUGAAAAGGAUAAUGAGUCUCUGAAUGAAACGAUAACAAAUGAAUCUGCACCAUUAAUAGAAGCCGAGUUGGAGUUAAUGGACGUUGGCAUAGAUGGUGGCAAUAUAACCCAUGAGAGUUUCGAAGAGGAUGAUGUUAAUACAGAGAAAAUCAUGAUCGAUGAUAAUGAAAUCG
Molecule: messenger RNA, 488 nt
Organism: Rhagoletis zephyria (snowberry fruit fly)
Lineage: Eukaryota; Metazoa; Arthropoda; Insecta; Diptera; Tephritidae
Source: RefSeq, a predicted model, not a curated record